GACUACUUCACAGACCUGAUCACCAACGACAGCACCAACUUCUUCCGCACGUCGAAGCGGAUGUUCCCCCGGCCUGUGAUGAUGGUCGUGAGUCACGGCCCUCAUGGUCCCGAGGACUCAGCCCCGCAGUACGCCGAGCACUUCCCAAACGCUUCCCAACACAUUACGCCCGCCUACAACUACGCCCCGAACAUGGACAAACACUGGAUCAUGCAGUACACCGGCCCCAUGAGGCCGAUCCACAUGGAGUUCACCAACUUUCUGCACAGAAAGAGGCUGCAGACGCUCAUGUCGGUGGACGACUCGGUGCAGAAGGUGUUUGACAUGCUGGAGGAAACUGGAGAGCUGGACAACACGUACGUCAUCUACACGGCGGACCACGGAUAUCACAUCGGGCAGUUUGGGUUAGUGAAGGGGAAGUCCAUGCCGUACGACUUCGAUAUCCGAGUGCCGUUCUUCCUGAGAGGACCGAACAUCGAGCAGGGCGCCGUGAAUCCUCACAUGGUGCUGAACAUCGACCUGGCCCCCACCAUCCUGCACAUCGCCGGCCUCGACCCCCCCGCCGACAUGGACGGGAAAUCCGUCCUGAAACUGCUGGAGCAGGACCGGACUGGAAACAGAUUCAAAACCAACAAGAAACCCAAAGUCUGGAGGGACACAUUCCUGGUGGAGCGAGGGAAGAUCCUGAGGAAGAAGGAGGACUCGGUGACCCCGCAGAACACCAACAGCCUCCCCAAAUAUAAGAAGGUGAUGGAGACGUGUCAGCAGGCAGAGUUUCAGACGCCCUGCCAGCAGCCAGGACAGAAGUGGCACUGUGUGGAGGAGAUCUCGGGGAAGUGGAGGAUCCAGAAAUGUAAAGGAGGGUCUAAGGAGGGCUCCAGGAAGAGGGUCCGCAGCCUGAAGCCCUCCUUCAGGGAGCCUGCCUGCGACUGUGGAGACGCUCUGAUCAAAUCCUCCAGACCUGAGCGCCGUGCACACCGUCAGCUGAGCGGACAGCGUUUCCGGCCUCGUUUCGUUCACACGCGUCAGACUCGCUCUCUGUCGGUGGAGUUUGAAGGUCAAAUCUACGACGUUGACCUUCAGGCGGACGAUCAGACGGCCGUGAGACGACGAUCCAUCUCCAAACGUCACUAUGACAACGACCCCAACGACCCCGACGACCCCCACAACCUUGAAAUGCUCCCAGGGUCAGACGGAUCAGAGGAGAUGCUCUCAGACGACACCAACGCUGUGGGGUACAUGACCUCUGUGAAGGUCACACACAAGUGUUACAUGCUGAUGAACGACAGUGUUC
Messenger RNA from Notothenia coriiceps (black rockcod), 1294 nucleotides. Its product is annotated as extracellular sulfatase Sulf-1-like. The record is from RefSeq and is a predicted model, not a curated record. Lineage: Eukaryota; Metazoa; Chordata; Actinopteri; Perciformes; Nototheniidae. Gene Ontology annotation, cellular component: cell surface; endoplasmic reticulum; plasma membrane. Gene Ontology annotation, molecular function: glycosaminoglycan binding; N-acetylglucosamine-6-sulfatase activity. Gene Ontology annotation, biological process: heparan sulfate proteoglycan metabolic process; positive regulation of Wnt signaling pathway; negative regulation of fibroblast growth factor receptor signaling pathway.